Gorilla gorilla gorilla (western lowland gorilla) is the source of this 9223-nucleotide messenger RNA. It is a transcript of the gene SLC35D1, whose product is annotated as solute carrier family 35 member D1. NCBI's taxonomy places the organism in Eukaryota, Metazoa, Chordata, Mammalia, Primates, Hominidae. The record is from RefSeq and is a predicted model, not a curated record. The transcript is spliced from 11 exons. Bases 3 to 917 code for a protein of 304 amino acids.
CCAUGGCGGAAGUUCAUAGACGUCAGCAUGCUCGGGUUAAAGGAGAAGCCCCCGCGAAAUCCUCCACACUCCGAGAUGAGGUGGAGCUGGGGAUGGCGUCGGCCGAAACGCUGACCGUGUUUCUGAAGCUGCUGGCCGCAGGCUUUUACGGCGUGAGCUCCUUCCUGAUCGUGGUGGUGAAUAAGAGCGUGCUCACCAAUUACAGAUUUCCCUCCUCAUUAUGUGUUGGACUUGGCCAGAUGGUGGCCACAGUGGCAGUUCUCUGGGUGGGAAAGGCGCUCAGAGUAGUCAAGUUUCCUGACCUUGACAGAAAUGUACCUCGAAAGACGUUUCCACUACCUCUACUAUAUUUUGGGAACCAAAUCACGGGACUGUUCAGCACAAAGAAACUGAACUUGCCAAUGUUUACAGUUCUGAGAAGGUUCUCCAUCCUGUUUACAAUGUUUGCUGAAGGAGUUUUACUCAAGAAGACUUUUUCUUGGGGUAUUAAAAUGACUGUAUUUGCAAUGAUUAUUGGAGCCUUUGUAGCUGCCAGCUCUGACUUGGCAUUUGAUCUGGAAGGAUAUGCUUUUAUUCUGAUAAACGAUGUCCUAACAGCAGCAAAUGGUGCAUACGUAAAACAAAAAUUAGAUUCAAAAGAGCUGGGAAAAUAUGGACUGCUCUAUUACAAUGCACUGUUCAUGAUUCUGCCCACGCUGGCCAUUGCGUAUUUCACAGGAGAUGCACAAAAGGCUGUGGAGUUUGAAGGCUGGGCUGACACCCUCUUUCUUCUGCAGUUCACCCUCUCCUGUGUGAUGGGGUUUAUCUUAAUGUACGCCACAGUACUCUGCACGCAGUAUAAUUCUGCUCUUACAACUACAAUAGUUGGCUGUAUUAAGACUAAUUUGUCUUCAGCCAGGAGAGCCAAGUUGACUUGAAUAUUGAGCUAAGGUUGGUGGCUUGAAGCCUGAGGCCUCUUUCAUCUGACUUUGUGAUUCUAGUGCUUUAUGAUUCAAGAGGCCACAGCCUGUCUGAAUUCCAAAUGAAUUAGCCAAGUGGGCCUGCUUCCUUAAAAAGGCAAAACCCAGACAGGUAGGUCCUUAACGUUUGGGGAAAAGAGGGCCAUUACCCUUGUGACUUCCUUUCUGAUGCCCCAUUACUCAGUAGUGAGGGAAGAGAUUUCAGAGGUCAAGUUUUUACUGCUCUGCUGUUUAUCUCUGUAGUCUCAAUAGAGUGGUGCCCACCUGAUCUCAUUUUAGAGACUAGAUUGGGUUAAAAUCCAGAAAGUCUGUGGUUUCAAAUCAUGAAAUUGAACUGUUUGUUGUGAAUAGAAUUCCAAAUUAAGCUGUAACAGGUCAAUUUGUGUGAAUUCCUUUAGAAAGCUAGAGACAAUCUAUAUGCCAGGGAUUGGGCUGGCUGAGACAGUUUUAGGCCCCUCCCCUCAAAUUAGCUCUAGGUAUGUUUUGGUUUUGUAAAGUGAAUGCCUCAAGGGCAAAGUGGAUGGCUUUCGUCUUCAGCAUAAGAGUAGCGAGAAUGUGAGAAAUAGGCCAUGUUUUUAGUUAAGGAGAUGGAUGAUGCAGGAAAGCCUGUGUUUAAUUUUAAUAAGUAAACCUAUUUGCCUGGGAUUUCUUAGUGUACUUUAUCAUUAUCAACAUGGGAUACAAAUAAAGUCAUUCUUGCUUGUAUAAGGUUUAUACUUUCCUUUUGAUAUAUGUUUCUCCUCACAGUAGUCCAAGAACUCCAUGGAUUUACUCAUUCCAGGGUGAUUAAUUUUACUUACAAACUCCACAGGGAGGCAAAAACUGAAUUGUCUGAUUAGUUCACUACUGCUCUUGCUUCAUACUGGUGCAGGGUAUCACUGUUGAAGGAUGGCUUGCACAUGCAGACAGAUGGGAAUCUGCUGAUACCCUUGCAGGGUCGAAGUCUCACAGGAUACAGUGCAGCUUCUGUCAUUAGCGUCCUAGUUAUAACCCGUUUAGCUCAGCCAUUCCUCCUACAAGAGGCUUUAAGCUUCCUUCUGUGCUUGAGAAUCCCCCUGCAAAUCCUUCGGUCAGCAUUCCUUUUUCUCUUCAGCAUGGUGGGAAAAUCACUUAGGAUAACUCAUUGAAAGUAGAAAUUCCAAGGCCUACCCAGAUAGACUCAGUCAGAAUCUCUAGAGUAAAGCUUAGAAAUGUUUAUGUUUAACAGGGUUUCCAGGCAAUUGUCGGGUAUACUAAAGUUUGAGAAUUGCAGUCUUAGUUUUGAGCUAUCAUGACUCUUCUGUGCUUCUUGAUAAUUUCUUUUUUGAAGACGUUGGUGUCUUUUCUUGAUAGCCAGCCUUGCUUAGGAUACCCUAAUAUAUACCUACAGGUUUUCCAACUUCUGAUUUUGAGCAGCAUGGGUUGGAUUCUCUGUCACCUUCAUUUCUGAAGUUCCUUGGGUAACUUACAUAAAUUAAUCCACCUCCCUGGAUCUCUGUAUUCAAAUGAGGUCCUGUUAUACACUUUCCUAAGUUGCCUGCUAGCCUUGUUUAUUGUUACAUGAUACUUAAUUUUAUUUUUUCCCUUCAAAUAAUAGGAAAAUCCUUUCUAAGGCAACCUCCUGUCUUCAUCUUUAGGCCUAGAAGAGGCUGACAUAAUUUUGAAGGUUCUCUCAAAGGGCGUUUUAUUAGAAAAAUAAUUUUGAAGUUUCUUUUUGGCCUUUUUCACUGUAUCAAUUUACUUUGUGUCUCAUAGGCCUAAUCUAGAGGCCUGUGAGAAAUAAGUCAGAUAAAUAUAUUUUGGGGUAAAACAUUUUAAUUUCCUUCAGUCCUCACUUUAAAACUUGAAAAAGUUUUAUAUAUUAAAAGCCAUUUGGGCCAGAGGUCAUCAGAGAUAGACAAAGAAGUGAAAAAACAAAUUUAGAUAAGCAGAAAAGAGUAAAUUUAAAUGUAUUGCCCCAUAUCUUUUUUAGUCAUAGUCCUAAGAAUGGAUUAAACAUUUGUGUCCCAUUUUAGAAGGUGGCAUUGUAGAUACACUAGACCUCUGUGUAUGAUGAAGGGAAACAGAUCUUUAAUAAGAGAUGUUUUUGUGGAAACAGAAGAAAAAACGAAGGUUAACGUCUGGAGUAGUGUAUAGAGUUUUUUAGAGUCCUUGAGGUAUCUCAGAUUGCAGUGGCAAUCUGACAGAUUUUACUGGAUUAUAGUUCAAAUCAGCAUUGAAGUGAACUUUCUGAGUAUUCUAUACGUCAGUAGGCAUGAAGGUUGUUUGUAUUUAACUUCUGAUUUUUCCUGAAGUUUACGUUGUCUAGUUUCAGUUUGUAGGGCUUUAAGAAAAGCACAGUUUCAACUUUCAGUGGCUUAAAGUCAAAAAUGGAAGAAAAAUUUGAAAGUGUUAGUUUGGAAACUUGUAGCCAGGAAAGAAUUCAGGUUUUAGUCUAAAUAUUAGAGAAGUAAUAACAACAAUAACAAUUAAUGAGGCUAGAAUCUAAUUUAAACAGAUGUGCUAUAGUUUUAUUUGAAACAUAAUUUUUUUCUUCUAGUCUACCAUUUUUACCAAAGAUAAAUCAUAGUAGGAUUAAUUUAUUUGUAAAAUAAAUUUUAGUUUUAUUGUACUUGGCCUGCUUAUUUGUAUAAAGUGUAAUAAGAAUAGUGAUUGGCCAUAUAGGCUCUUCUUAGAUUAGUUUUAUUGGAACUUUUUAAUAAGGAAUCUUAGAUUAUUAGACUUUUAAAAGCCUCAAGGCCACGAGGCUAAGCCAAGGAUUUGCCACCAGACUCUAAUACCUGUAACACAUUGGGUGAAUCUUUCUCCUUUUGAUAUCAUAAAAUAACUCGAGGUCCCUUGGUCUGUCAGAAAGUUACAUUUUUUAUCACAGGUCAGGAAGCUUAUAAAGGAACUGUGUAGACAAGGGUCUUUUUAUUGGCUUUAUAAAGUCAACUUUAAUUUCUUCAAGUAGUCUGGUCAUAUCUGCAAAUAUGUUAUUUUAGUCAAAGUAUUGGUAAAAUAGCCAGUGUCUCUGUGUCCUGUUACAAAGAAAACAGAUGUGUAUUGAACUUAUCUAAAUAAUUAUAUUCUGAUAAGUUAAGAAUAUUUAUAAAUAGUUUUUAAAUUUGGAGAAAUUAGUUAGAAAGAUGUUUUAAAUUUGUUCACAAAGUAUAUUUUACCCAAUUGUUGUAAAUUAUAAAUAGUUUAGAAGAAAAAAAAGUUUUUUGACUGGAAAACACAGCAUUUUUUUGGAAGUCAUAAAAGUUAGUCUUUUACUAAUGUAAUUCCGUGUAAUUCUUAUGCUGUUGGAUGUUAGGUUAGCAAUCCUCAUGAAUACAUCAGUUUUUUUAACUAGAGUACUGAAAGUUUUUACCUAGUCUAAUGGUCUGUUCAAUAAAGUUACCAGAAACCUAUAUUUACAACUACUUAUCAGAGUCUUUUUUAUUAAUUUCUCCGAAGAAGAAGCAAAUUUUGGACUCUACCGAUUGUAAACUACAUUUCGAGAAGAAUCAAAGUAAAGCAAUGAUUGUCAAUGGAAAGCAAAAGUCUUAGAAUAGUUAACAAUUGACAAGGAAAUUUGAUUAUUUCAUUGGCAUAUACCAAUUUAACAUAAUCAUAAUUAUUAAUGAUAAUAUAUCUGAAGACAUUUCAAAUCUUUAGGAAUCUCAUACAGGUUUAGAACAUAUAUUAAUAACACAUUUAUAUAAAUAUAAUGCAGAGAAAGUUAAGCACCAUUUUUUUAAUGAUUUCCAUUUGAUUUUAACAUACUAAAUAAGGCUAAUAUGUUUCUCUUGGACUUCUAGGGGCCCUAUUAUCUAAAAAGUUAGUUUGAGGUCAAAAAAACUGAAUUUGAAAUUUUGAUUUGGGGAAAUAUGUCAGAUAACAAAGGUUUAAAACAGGAUUGCAGGCAACUAAAAGAUAUCAUUAGUCAACGUGAUAAUUUAAAGAUUUUAAAAAGCAAAACUUUUUACUCUUGGUAGAGACUUAUAAGACAUAAUAAAGAUACCAUGAGUCAUACUGAAUCUGUUUUUCCCUCUACCCCCUCUUUUUUGUAAUUUAUUUAGAAGGUAAAUAAAAUUUUAAAAAUUAUUUUUUAUCAAUAGUACAUAAAAAUUUUGUUUGAAAGAGAAAACUACCUGGGCUUGGUGGCUCACAUCUGUAAUCCCAGCACUUUGGGAGGCCAAGGCAGGGGGAUCACUUGAGGCCAGGAGUUUUAGACCAACCUGGCCAACACAGUGAAACCUGUUUCUACCAAAAAUACAAAAAUUAGCUGAGCAUGGUGGCAUGCGCCUGUAGUUCCAGCUGCUUGGGAGGCUGAGGCAGAAGAAUUGCUUGAACCCAGGAGACAGAGGUUGCAGUGAGCUGAGAUCACGCCACUGCACUCCAGCCUGGGCAACAGAGUGAGAUCCUGUCUCAAAAAAAACCAGAGAAAAUUAGAUUUUAUUUUUGUAUGAGUGUAUUAUUAACAUUAAAGUUAAUUUUUAAUAAAGCCUUGUAAAUAAAUCUAUUUAAUUUUAAUUAGUUUGACCACAAGAUUUUUGUACGUUUUUAAAUAGCCUCUUAAAUUUAAACAUUUUUAAAAUUUUUUAUUUUUGUUUUUUUAAUUAAAAACUUUUUAAACGUUUAUACUAGGCAAAAUAUUUUUUUUUUACAAAAACACAUUUUUAUGUGUUUUAUAACCUUUUUUACUAAAAACACAUUUUCCUUUUUGAAUAUACUUUGCAUAUGGAAUUGUUUAUUUUAAUAUCUAGUAGUUUUAAUUAUAUAUAUUAAUUAUGAUAGUAUCUCUUAGUAACUCUUAGUGAAAAACCUAGGAAAUAAGUAAUUUUAACUAUGUGCAGUGCAAGACAAAGAAUAGAGCUGUGAACACAAUGCCUGGAGGAGUUAAUCCUUAGUAUGGCCAAGAGACAUGGUUGGGCUAGGGAGGACAGGGCCUGGGUGUUGUCCCCAGACCUUUUUUGUCUAGACAUUAGAAUCUAAAGUCUCAAAUUUACACACAUAAGCUCACAGAUAAAUUAAGUAAGCAUUAAAAAUAUUAUAGAAGUAACAGUUCUGUGACCUUACAACAUUUAGUAGAGACAGUAUAAACCUGUCUCUGAUCAAUCCAACCAGGCCAAAAAAAAAAAAAAAAACACUAAAAAUUUGAAGAUAUUUUAAUUUUAUUUUACUAAUAAUUUUUAAACUUUUAAUUUAUUAAGGAUUACUAAAAUCACGUGAACUUGAAAAUUAUUUGGGCCUAUUUAAUUUGUGAGUACUAACUUAUAAGUUAAUUUGAUAUUAUGUAGACAGUAUAUACACAUAGACAUGUAUAUAUAAAAAUAUAGAUGGACACAAAUAAAGACUUUAUAGCUUUGGUUUUUAAAUUUUAGCCAUAAGACCAGUAAAAUUCACUAGUUUAAAAGAACAGUUGGAUUUAAACUUUGUAAGUGAAAAAGAUUAAAGUUUAUCUGCCUCACAUGGCCCAAGCCCUUAUUGUGUUUUAGAGAAAAUAGGGUAGUAAAUUAAAUUUUAAAGUGCAGAGAGAGAAUUUAUAUUUUUUAAAAGGAGUUUGAAUGUGUUAGUGGAAGAUUAAAAAUGGAUGUCAAGGUAACAGACUUAUAGGAACUUAUAGGAUUUUAUAAGGGGACUAAUUUUAUUUAGAGGGGCAUUGUAAAAUUUAGUCUGUUUUUUAACUGGAUCACUGAGCUCAAGGCAGAGCCCAUUAAGCAACAGGGUCAACAAAGCAUCUGUAGUUUUUAGGGCCUAAUAAUUAAAAUAUGUGGAAAGUAGGCACCGUUGAAAGGCAAAACAUAUAGAGCUUUACAAAUGUAGAAUUUUGCUUUUACAUUGAAUCCCACAUCCCCAGAAAGAAAAAUGCCAUGAAACCAGGUUAUGCAAUGCUUGUAUAGUGUACUUUGAUACAGACAUUUUUAAAAGUAUUUAAACUACAUCUUUUAAAUCUAAACUCACAAAGAAACAAGUAGUCUCUUGUAGUAAUAAUCGUUUACUGUAAACAGCUGUUACCAGUCACCUCUAAAACUGUAGCUCUUACCGUGGUGAUGACUCACCACUCAUCUCACACACACACGCAAGUCACGUUUCUCCUACAGUACAAGAAAGAGGUAGAUGGCACCUUUUUUUGUGUUUCUUAAGGGAUCUGAAUCAUUAGAAGUCCCCUCUAGAUUCUUUUAUGUUGUACCAAAGACAGCAAAGAGGAGGAAGGAGGAGUAGGAAGAAAUAAGAGUAAAUGGGAGAAAAAUAUAUAUUUUUUGAGACAGGGUCUCACUCUGUUGCCCAGGCUUUAGUGGCACAAUCAUGGCUCACUGCAGCCUUGACCUCCUGGGCUCAAUUGAUCCCCCCAUCUUAGCCUCCUGAGUAACUGGGACUACAGACACCUGCGACCAUGACUGGCCAACUUUUAUUUUAUUUUAUUUUUUAUAGAAACAGGGUUUUGUCAUGUUGCCCAGGCUAGUCUUGAACUCCUGGGCUCAAGUGAUUUGCUCACCUCUGCUUCCCAAAGUGCUGGGAUUACAGGUGUGAGCCUCUGUGCCUGGCCCAAUUUCUAAGAAAGGAAGUAAAAUUUAAGAGUCUAAUUUUAAAAACAUAAUUUUAAAAGAGUUUUAGUCUACUGAAAAAAAGUUUAAGAACAGGAUAUAUAUAUAUAUAUAUCCAGGAUAUAUGUUCUUAAAUUAUAUAUGCAUGUAUAAUUUGAAUAUCAGUUUUUAAUUAAGCUUUUAAACACAGAGCUCUUUUUAAAAAGUCUUUUAAAAUCUACUGUCAGAUUUUAGCUGGGGGGAUAAACAGAUGAUAUUUUUGCCUUUUGAAUUUUUUCUACUGAAGAUACCUUCACAAGUGAAACUAGUAAGACUUAACCAAAGUUAUGACUUAACUAAGGAUGCACCUGGCAUCUCUAAAGAGGUGAAUGGGUACCCCAAAAAGUCAAAGUCACAUGAAUAUUGAGCCAAAAGGGGCUGAUUCUCUGACCAGGAAUUGAACCCAGGCUAUGGUGGUGAAAGUGUACAACUUGAAUUACCAGCCAUAAGGUACAGCAGCCUUUAUUGUGAAUCCCACAGGGGAUCUAAAGCAGGGAGUGUGAGCUUACAAAGGAUUUUAACUUUGUUUUAGGUCAGAUUUUUGCUCUUUUAAUUUUGUCAAGAGAAAAAUUUUUAAGACUAACCAUGACACUAUUAUGUGUCUUCUAAAAAAAAUGUGACCUUCUCAUCAAUUGUUUAGAAUAAGAAAUCUCUUAAAUUUUUUUUUUUUUAAUUUAGGAGUCUAAUUUAAAGGAUCCAUCUUUUGGCUGUUGAAUUUUUAAUGGUGUACUUAUUUUAAUAGUGACUCAAUCUAAUAGUCUCUUUAUGGAAAACCUAGGAUGUAAUUUUUUAGGUUUAGAAAUGUGUUCUUGGAGAGGGCAUAGAAGAGCCUUCCCAAAGUUCCCAUGCCCCCGCCCAAAAAAUGUAUUGCCAGGAAUAGGCUCAGAUAGUGAAAGAUUCUAAUUAUCAUAGAUGGUCUCCAGUAACCCACAGAUAUGUGGGGUACCACCAGUCACAGACUUGUUAAUCUGUGACAAUAGGUAGGCCCUCAUGCGACUGGACUUUUUUAGUACUAACCAGGCAACAAGGGUUGAGAUGACAAAAGCCCUUGUAGAUGAGACUUUUUAUGACAGACUGUCCUAAGAGCUUGACACAUUUAGAACAAAGUCUUGGGUUUCUAGCCAUUUUUAGACUGGCCACCUGCCGUGACUCAAAAAUCAUGCCCCCAGAUGGCAGAGACCAAGAGAGAGUGCUUCUACUUGAUUAGAAGUCAAACUUUCAAGGGCACAAAAUGACAAGAGAACCUCAAGCAGUACCCUAAUUUUUAUGACAGAGCAACACAGAAAGACAAAGAUAAAGGAAAAGACUAUUUUGGGGAAGAAAGGAAUCAAACAAUUUGAAUAUUCAUGCCACAGAGAACCAAAAGCUAUAACCAAGACUUGUCACACAAAUCUUUUUCUCCCAUUAAUCAAGAUUUGGGCUCUGUGGCUGUAUGGGUGGGUGUGGUGGCUGAACUCCUAUAAUCCAAGCACUUCGGGAGGCUGAUGCGGGUGGAUUGCCUGAGCUCAGGAGCUCAAGACCAGCCUGUGCAACAUGGUGAAACUUCAUUGCUACCAAAAAUACAAAAAAUUAGCCAGGCAUGGUGGUGCACACCUGUGGUCCCAGCUGUUUGGGAGGCUGAGGUGGGAGGAUUGCUUGAGCCUAGGAGGCAGAGAUUGCAGUGAGCUGAGAUUGUGCCACUGCACUCCAACUUGAGAGACAGAGUGAGACCUGGUGGCAAAAAAUGAAAAA